AUGCUGCAUCUUGAGUUUCAGUAUCGUCUUUAUGUGAGCAUCAGAAACAAGCUAUGGCGCGUUCAUUGCCAACUCUUGUUACAACCUUGUGUUUGGCCCUCCAUAUCCAGUCAUGUACUUGUGGCGAGGCUGAGAUCAUCGGAGGGAAGAAGGUGAAGGCUCACUCUCUGCCCCACAUGGCUCUCCUGCUGAACAGCACCGGGGAGCCCGUCUGCGGGGGGACCCUCCUCUCUUCCAGAUGGGUGCUGACCGCGGCCCACUGCGCUGACAUAACCAUGGUGUACCUUGGGGUGAACUCUAUUAAGAAGAGCCAGAAGGAUAAGUCCGUUCAGGUCCAGAAAGUUUUAAAGCCUUACCUCCAUCCCCGUUUUAACUGGGACAAGAAGGUCAAUGAUCUCCAGCUGAUAAAGCUCGACCAAGAGGCGAAGCCGACCAAGACCGUAAAGUAUUUGCCAUUGGCAAAUGUAAUCCCAGACCCCAAGGAAGGAACCAAAUGUGUGGUUGCUGGUUGGGGGGCCGUCAGCCUCAAGAAGCUCAAAAUGUCGGAUGUCCUUAUGUCCGCCGAUGUCGCUGUUAUCAAAAGAGAAACGUGCAACUCGCCCAAGUAUUACAAUUCCAACCCUGUCAUCACUCCUGACAUGGUAUGUGCUGGAACACUAGGAAAGAAAUGGCUUAAGAAAAAAAAGGAUACCUGUACGGGAGACUCUGGAGGACCUCUGAUGUGCAACGGUGUGCAAAUAGGAAUCACUUCCUUUGGCGAAAGCUGCGGUGUUAAGACCAAACCAGGAGUGUAUACCUUUCUUUCCAAAGAACACAUUGCCUGGAUAAAGGGCACAAUGCGUAAAUCUGAGUUCUUCUGAAACAUCUGCAACUCAUUUAUGUCAAAUUGAUCCUAAUUGUAUUGGUUUUUUUGGGAUAAUGAUUUGGAUGAAAUGUGUGCUACACUCAAUAGUUGUGUAGUCUAUUAAAGGUUUGGACAGUC
Molecule: messenger RNA, 982 nt
Organism: Gadus macrocephalus (Pacific cod)
Lineage: Eukaryota; Metazoa; Chordata; Actinopteri; Gadiformes; Gadidae
Product: granzyme K-like
Exons: 5
Coding region: 54-860 (268 amino acids)
Biological process (GO): proteolysis
Molecular function (GO): serine-type endopeptidase activity
Source: RefSeq, a predicted model, not a curated record